AUUUUAAAAUAAACUAUAAAAGGAUAUUCCAGUGUUCGGAGCCGAUCUAUGGCGGCGGCGGCGACGACGACCAGCGAGAAGAGCCGCGGGGAACGGAACCGCCGCUCCGUCUUCGAUCUACCUUCUGGUUUCUUCGAAUCCUGCCACUUGCUCCACGGCCUCCGUCCCGGCCAAGCCGAAGCCCCUUAUCCCCCUCCCGCGGCGGUUGCCGCGGGUAGCGACGGUGAGGGAGCGGAGCCGGCAAUUGAUACCCUCCGCAUCGGGGAUAAAGGGAAGGAAUCCUCGUCGUCAUCGAGGUGGACGUGCAAUACCUGCAAGGCGGAGUUCGAUUCCCUCCAGGACCAGCGCUCCCACUUCAAAUCCGACCUCCACCGCCUCAAUGUAAAGCUGAGCAUUGCUGGCAAGAGUAUUAUCAAGGAAGAUGACUUUGACUAUUUGGGCGGUGAUCCUCUGUUUGAAGACUUUGAUGUAUCUAGUAUAUCAGGCUCAGAAGUUGAGUUUGAAAAUGAUCCUAUCCAUAAUAGUAGCCUCUCUAAGAAAGGUGAUAAACAAAAGCUAUGUUUUCGUAUCCAAUCAGACAAAAUCAUUUCUGUAUGGAAAUGUUUGCUUAUGAAAGAAACUGAAGAUAUAUCUUUUAAGAAUGGUAAGCCAAACCUUAUCAAUGGAGAUGCAUGUCUAGAGGAGGAUGAGUUGAUUAACAGAUUGAAAACGCUGGUCUGCGAGCCUAGAGAUAAAUCACACUUAAGGAUCGUUUUGCUUGCAAGUGGUGGUCAUUUUGUUGGCUGUGUUUUUGAUGGGAACAUUGUUAUAGCACACAAGACAUUUCACAGGUAUGUUGUCCGGGCAAAGGCUGGUAAACAGCAAUCUGCUAAAGAUGCAACUGGAAAAGCAGCACAUUCAGCUGGUUCAGCUCUACGUAGAUAUAAUGAAGCUGCACUGAAGAAGGAAGUUCAAGAAUUGCUUAUAUCAUGGAAGCCAUUCAUCAAGUCUUCCUUGUGUAUAUUUAUAUAUGCUCCUUCCAGGAGUCAUCAGAUCCUUUUUGAUGCUGAUAAGCCUCAGUUCAAUGAUCAUGAUUAUGUAAUUAGACAUGUUCCUUUAACUGUGCAUAGGCCAACUUUGAAGGAGGCCAAACGUAUAUAUGAGCAGUUGACAAACAUAACUUAUGAAGCCGAUGAGAGUGGAGUCCCAGACGAAAAUUCAUCUCUAUAUGUGGGUCAUGAUGGAAAGAGCAUUUCCGAACCCAGUCAUUCCAUGUUGUCGGAGUGCUCAGCAAUCAAGGAAUCCUAUCCUGAAUCAAGUUCAGGACUAGAAAGUUUGUCAAUCGCCAGCGAAGCAGUCACUGUGACAAUUAACAGGGAUGAGACAACACCUCUACAUGAAGCAGCAAAAUCUGGUGAUCCUCAACAAACCCUUGACCUUCUCGAACAAGGUCUCAAUCCCUGUAUUAAAGAUGGUAGGGGUCGGACUCCUUACAUGUUAGCAUCCGAGAAGGAAGUCCGUAACACUUUUAGAAGAUUUAUGGCUCUAUAUCCUGAUAAGUGGGAUUGGCAUGCUGCCAAUGUUCCUAGUCCACUGACAAAGGAGCUGGAAGAGGCGCAAACAGCCAAGCAGGCAGAGAAGGAUGCCAAGCGGAAGGCAAAGGCUAAAGAGUUGAAGAAGUUGCGGAAAGCAAAAGAAAAGGCAAAGGCUCAAGCUGCACUAUCUGAAACUUCUUCAGCAACUGUCUCUAAAGCCCAAGAAGCACCACCUACCGGCCAUAAGCAGCAGCCGAAAAUCAAAGAACCUCUUUUAUCUAAAGAGGAGGAACAGAGAAGAGCCCUGGCCGAAGAACGAGAAAAGAGAGCAGCUGCAGCAGAGAGGAGAAUAGCAGCUCUUAAUAUCGGUCUAUCAAGUAGCAAAGUAGCAUCGGCAAGCCUCCCGGAGCCUACUAGUGGAUCCAGUGACCUUACGUGCUCAUGCUGCAAUGCUUCCUUGGAAGGCAAAAUUCCUUUCCACAGGUAUAAUUACAAGUACUGCAGCACCUCUUGCAUGCAUGUCCAUAGAGAGAUUCUGGAAGAUGGAUAGACCAUUCUUUUAAACAAGAAUAUCUCUUGCAUGCAUAGCGGGCUUGGUCGCGCUCAGUUGCACUAGUCGCCCUCGAACGUACUAGCUGUAUAAAAUACGAUGGAUAACAGUUAACUACUUAGCAUUUUCUGAAAUAAAAGUUGCAUAUUUUGGUGAUUAA
Molecule: messenger RNA, 2224 nt
Organism: Zingiber officinale
Lineage: Eukaryota; Viridiplantae; Streptophyta; Magnoliopsida; Zingiberales; Zingiberaceae
Product: ankyrin repeat and zinc finger domain-containing protein 1-like
Exons: 7
Coding region: 49-2064 (671 amino acids)
Molecular function (GO): protein binding
Source: RefSeq, a predicted model, not a curated record